AACAGGAAUGUGGAGGUGGCACUGGAGAGCUGGCGGAGGAAGGACGCGUCCACGUACUGGAAGAACGGGACGCUGGAGAGAAGCCUUGCACACUCCUCCAUGGAGACGUCUUGCCGCACCGUGACCGGCAUGUCGUGCAUCAGGUCCUGGCCCCCCGGUACCGUCUCUCCCCUGGUGGGGGGGGGGAGGGUUAAACCUCACACUCAGAUCAUCAAUUACGUCGCAGUUGGUGUGCUGCAGUAAGCUUGGCGGACUCAGAAAAAAACGAGAUUCAACCCUGCAGGUAGUCUGCAGUGUACAGACUCGCGCACAAAUCACCUGAACUGCUGCCAAAGUAGAGUGAAGUAGUGAUCCACCCUCUGGAGGAGACCUUUCCCCAACUUGUUCUCAAACAUGAACUGGUGGACCACCUCCAUCUUCUCCUCAAACGAUAUCCUAGCGAACACACACAACAUCAGUCACUUGUCUCCACAGUUUGAAGUACUCAACUACUGGAUAAUCAGUAUAAGUGUGAUAGUUCUACUAGCUAGGCCACAAACCUCACUGUAAUUCAAUGUUGAAAAGCCAGUGCAACAGCUGUUAAAUUGGCAGUUUG
Messenger RNA from Geodia barretti, 595 nucleotides. NCBI's taxonomy places the organism in Eukaryota, Metazoa, Porifera, Demospongiae, Tetractinellida, Geodiidae. The record is from the annotation of a GenBank genome assembly.